ACCUCCUUGACUUUUCAAAAAGACAUUUCAUUCAUGAACGCACUAUCUUCCUCUGUGUUUAUGUGUGUUAAAAAAUUGGUUUAUUGGCUUAAUUAAAAGAUUAAGACUUGGUAUAAUGGUCAGAAGAAGAAAUUAUCGUGUUUUUUCUGACGCUGUCUUUGUUUAAAAAUAUUUUUUACAUUAAAAUUUGAUUUACUAGUCAUUUCAACACAUAUAUUAUUAUUAUUCAAGAUGUCUCUAAAAAGGGAUUUGAAGCUGCUCUUAAAACCUUAUUAUAUCAUAAACUUACUUAUGUCCUUAGGUUACCUUAUGGCAAAAAAAAUGCCAGGGGUUUGCAAUAUUCUAUUUCCUUCCUCCAAACCUGUUUGUGAACUUGACUCUAGAGAAACAGAAAUUUUAUUUUUCCUGGCAGUUGUAGUAAUGAUAAGAUCUCGAAAAACAGGCAGUGUUACUAUGUUAAAUUAUCUUACCUCUAGCUUUGUUUAUACAAAAAUUGCGAAUUUAAUACUAUGGUUCUAUUCUGAUAUUAGGAUGGGUUUGGUUUAUGGAGUCUUGUUUGUUCUCAUUGGUUUAUUAGUUCCGGAACCAACAUAUAGUGGUCCUGACAAAGUAACAUAUUUUCGAACUGCCAAUGGCCUAGAUGAUGAAAUAAACAAUGACAAAAGAGUUGUUUGGAUUGUUGCUUUUUACACUGCUUGGAACCCUUCAUGUGUGAAUUUCGCUCCUGUUUUUGCCCAACUCUCCGCUGAUUAUGAUUUGGAUAAUUUGAAGUUUGGUAAGAUAGACGUUGGUCGUUAUCCUGAAGCAGCAGUUAAAUACCAUGUUAAUGAUUCUUCGUUGAGCAAACAAUUACCUACUAUAAUUUUAUUUAAAGAUGGAAAGGAGGCAGUGCGCCGGCCAAUGGUUGACUCUAAAGGAAAGUUGGUUAAAUUUUUUUUUACUGAGGAUAACGUAAAAGCUGCAUUUGAUUUAAAUAAUUUGUAUAAGGAGUGCAAGAGCAAUCCAUUGAAGAAAAAAAAGAUGUUAGCAGCUAGUGAGGACCAUAUUAAAAAGGAGUAGGGCUUUUUAGAUAUAAAGGAAAAUUAGAUUUUAAAAUUUAUAAAGAUAUUGUAUUUAGGAUCAAUUUUAAAAUUUACUCAAGUGUCAUUUUUAACUUUUAAGAUAUAAAUGUAAGAAUGAUAUGUUUGUUUAUCAGUAUUUUUUUUUUCUUGAAUUGAUUUUAAACUCCAUUUUUCUUUAAUUUUGUUUUUAAAGAACUGAUUUAUUAUUGGAGUGAAUAAUAUCUUCCUUUUUCAUUGACUGUCGAACAAUCUGCAUUUGUUUUAAUUAUUUAAGAUAAUGACUUUAAAUCUCAUAGAUUUGGUGCUAUUGUGUCAUUAUGAAUAAACCAAAGA
Messenger RNA from Nezara viridula (southern green stink bug), 1394 nucleotides. NCBI's taxonomy places the organism in Eukaryota, Metazoa, Arthropoda, Insecta, Hemiptera, Pentatomidae. The record is from the annotation of a GenBank genome assembly.